AUGCUCGGUGAUGGGGCAAUGAUCAAAAUGGCACAGUCUAAAGUGUUCCUGAGUGGUCUUGGCGGCCUGGGAGUAGAAAUAGGUAAGUUAAACGCCAAAGCUCAGGCUCACUACACUGUAGUUAUGAAAGGCCUUUUUUAUUUCUUGGCUAUGAUAAGGCUGCUCCGAUACUUUAAAUGUCUCUCAAAACUAGGAGUGAUGAAUAUUUAUGCAUACAGAUGUAUUAGUGUAAGUUCAAUGCAUCUCUUCAAUCAUAUUUGUCAAGCUUGUCUUCUUACCAUUUCUGAUACAGAUCUGCUGAAAAUAAUGCCUAUGUCGCAUUAUGAAGGAUUAUGAAUAUAUAAAUAAAUAAGAAACUAAGUAAAACUAGCAAUAGCCUCGAUCAAUGAUUGGGUGCAUACCUGAACAUAAUCACUAGCUUCUAGAGAUUUUUAUUCUAAACAUUGAAGGCUUGAGUGUUAAUAAUAAUUUUUUGUUUUUGCUUUAGCAAAAAAUGUUGUCCUGGCUGGUGUAAAGGUAAUGUUUUAACCUAAAAAUUAAUUUGUUAAUGGCCAGUCAUGCGACCACUAAUUUUGCGUCACAUUUUUCUGAGAUGUGCAAGGGUAGGGUGGGUGCGUGGAAGCCAUGCCUGAAAGAAUUUUCUUUUGUUUUUAUUAAGUUUGAGCCAUACCCUCUUAACUUGAGUAUCUAUAUCUGUUCAUUUAUUUCUGACACAAAUUUUUUAAAAAUUUUGUAAACAUUGGAUGCCAUGGUUAUGAGAUAAAUUAUGUUGACAUGAGGUUAAGUCAUUUUAAUAAAAAUCAAAUUUAUUCUUUCUUGUGCAAAGAAAAACAGACAAAAAGUUGCAAAAUGUUUCAUUACAAUCUAUUUUAGACCUUCAGCAAAAAAUGGCUCUGAAGGAGACUUGAGUUCUUCUUACCUUCUAUGCUAUUUGCAUAGAACUGAAUUAUUAGUAAAAUAAUUUAUGAUCGAAUUUUUUUUAAAAGAUGUCAUUACCAGCACUGAGUAUCAUAUCUCAUAAUGCCCAUCAGUUUCUAGAGGCCAAUGCACAGUAGGCUUUUUAUUAACUAUGAAUUUUGAAAAGAAAAAUAAAAAAAUAAUAAUAAUAGAAGAAAACUCAAGGAGGGAUCUAACUGUGCCUCCUCUGCUCAGCCCAUGUUUGGGGUAUUAAUUUGCUUGUUCAUCCAAAGGUUAAGCAAUUACUGAGGUUUUUAAAUAUUAGCUGGUUCAGAUGCUUAAGUCUGGGUCACCCUCAUUCUCUGCAAACAGGCCUCUGCUAGCUUACAGCUUUUGUGAACACUCUGUUUAAGGCUCUGUUCUUUAUACUAUGCCGGAUAACUUUUGCGCUGGCACGAGAACCAUACAGGAUAGGGAUUCUGUUCACACAUAAGAAUGGUGAUUUUGGGGCAAUUUCUGUAACAGAGUGAAGCUGUGCACACCGGCCAGUCUCUAAAGUGAAGAGUCACUUAUCGCAUAGGCAUUCAUACCACAUCAGAUGGCUAUUUGUGUUAGGACGAAAAGCCAUCCAGUAUUGGGAACAUAGCCUAAGUUACAUGUCAGGGGCACCCAACAAGAAUAUAGUUCAAAAUCACUUAAACAUAGCAUUGUUAAACGUAUUUUAGUAUUUAAACAGUAGAUAAAGGCAUAUUUUUAUUCCAUAAAGAUUUUUCAUCUGUUCGGGUAAAAACCUGUUUAAAAAUGGGCAAUUAUACCAUUUUUUAGAUGUUUGAAAAUCCUAGGAAAGACAGGGAAGCAAGAAAUAAUACAACAAAUGUUCCAAAAAUUCUAGAUCUCAAAUCGUCUUCCGAACAGAUUUUUUUCCGAAAAUUGAUGUUAGGUGCCCCUGAAAUGUAAUAUUUACCCUUUUAGUGACCAACACCAAUUUUCUCCUAAUAAUGUCAAUACAAUCAAUACAGUAUCAAGAGGAAAGGUUAUGAGAAUUAAUAAAAUGAUCACCUGAAAGAAAAUGCUUUGAUCUUUUAUCAAAUUCUCUCAACUAAUUCUUAAAGGAGAUGUAUAGAGAUCAGUUUGGAGAAUUUGUAUGUGGAUAUUGGGGGUUAAAGGGGUCAAGGGGAGUCUAAAUGUUUCCCCUAGCUCCACUGGACUCUUGAUUACUAAGGGUAUGGAAUUGCCUUUUUGUCCAAAGGUUGUAACACAAUCACUGAAUUAAUUGUGGAAAUUUCUAGCACAUUGAUUUUUAGUUAAGUUAAGAAGUUGAAGAUAAUAAUUAUUGUUCUUAUGCUUAAUAGUCUAUCACUCUACAUGAUACCAAGAUUGCCUGCUUUGAAGACCUUGGAAGCCAGUUCUUCUUGAGAGAGGAUGAUAUCAGAAACAACAAAAACAGGUAGGACAUUAGUUUGUGAUAUUUUAAAUUUGUUUUGUUAGUUUCUCCCUUAAAAAAUAAUUGCCAUGGUAGUGAGGGUAACCACACUGACAUGAAACUGUUUGAUUAAGAAAAUGUAAUUUCAGAAAUUUAUAAUAAAUGAUAAUAAUAAUAGUAAUAUUAAUAAUGAUAAAUUUAUUUGAAAUUUCUAAAAUUACAUUUUCCUAAUGGAUCAACACAAACAAUAAUUGAUCUUAUAUUGGAGCAUAAUGGCACAAGGCAAAUCAGCCUACAUGUGCUAAACAAGCUUAACUUUGGAAGAAUGACAAUUUGUCUGUUGAGAUGUAUCCAGAGGAAAAAUUGUAAUUCUUCAAACAAAAACAAUUGAAAAAGGUCAUAGAAAACUUCUAAACCCAUCUUGAUUUUUCCUUCAUCAGUAAUCAUCACAGAUAUUAUUAUUAUAUAUAUAUAUAUUUGAUGAUGAGGCUUCAAAACUGCUCUCUAGAGAUGGGGGGGGGGGGGGGCCCAUAUAAUAAAAAAAAAAAUAUAAUGAAAAUAUAUACACAUACAUUUAACCUAUUUUUUUUUUUUUUAUUAAUACAAAACUUAACUAUAAUUUUUUUUAUUAUUUUUUUUUUUGGGGGUGGUGCGUCACAACUGGGGAGGGGGGGGGGGGGGGGGGGGGGGGGGCUCCAAUCACCCUGGUGGGGUCAUUGCAGCUGGUUGCUGGGGAAUACUAGUGGUCUCAUGGAUGUUAUCUAUCCUGUAUAUUUAUACUUUUCCUAUCAAGAUAGGCUUCAAAACUAAAUAUAAUACGACCCCUCCUGAGGGAAACAGUGUUAAUUUUGUUUCCCGAGAAUCUCAGUGUUUCUUUCAGCAGACCCUAAUAAUAGAUAAAUAAAUUAAUGUCCAUAAAUCUUUUCGAAACUCAAGUCCUUGUAUACAUACGUUAUUAUAUUUUUGUUUUGUUAUUUUAUCUUUAGAGCAGAAGCCAGUGCAUCACUACUUGCAGAGCUAAAUCCUUAUGUUGCUAUUCAAACUUCAACUACAUCUAUCAGUAGUGGUAACUUGGAUUUCCUCAAACACUACCAGGUACAUCGUACACUCUACAUCUCAGUACUAUCAUUCCAGGGUAACCCAGAUAUAGUUAACCUUUCUUAAAUUUAUUUUGUUGAGCUUGAGUUUAUGAUAAGAAAUUACAGUAAAAACCUGUGACUAACAGCCUGCAUUUUCCCAGGUUAGCCUAACCAGCUGGUUCUUACAUAAAUGGUAAUUAGCACAAAGUUAAAAAUCAUAAUGUUCUUAUUUUCUGAAAAAAAAAAGAAAGAAGCUAUGAGUAUUUAGUGGUAUUCAGCUUAUUCCUCAUAUUAUACAACUACAUGAGAAAUUUCUGCAAUUUGAUUGACUUAGAGCAGUGGUAUUUCAGCUUAAUUCGAAACACCUACAUGUGAAAAUUACAACCUUUCGCGGGUAGUAGUAUAAACAAAUAAUAGCAUAAUUUGUAUGUGAUAUUUGGCAUAAAAUACCACUCGUGAUGUAAUUCAAAAUUGUCUCAAAUUUCACUCGCCUGGAAAUUAUGUAUAACAAUUUUGAAAUAUCACUGGUGGUAUUUAUGCCAAAUAUCUCUACUAAUCAUGCUAUUACCUACACUAGAACCAUCAUACCAAAUUAGUAUUUAUGUCAUUUUUAAAUGUCUGAAGCACUGACUACAUGAAUUUUGAAGUCCUUUACAAGUGUACAGAAUUUCUUUAAUUAUAGAUGGAAGAUAAUAAGAACCUGUUUCAAGUUUUAAGCUAAACAGGUUCUUGUAUAGGGGGGGCCCGAACUGAAACAUUUUAGCCUAACAGGUUCUUAAAAACCCGGUUCUUAGUCGAGGGUUUUUAUUGUGUUUCGAUUUUUUCAGAUUUUCAAGCUCAAAAUUAGAGCAUGUUACAGAAUAGAAAACUAGGGCUCAGUCAAAAAAGUCUUAGGGUGCUUGCCAUUAAUUUUGGGAGAACUUGCCAUGCUGCCAAACCAGUCCUGUCAUAAGGAGACUUUAUUUCAGUAUUAAUCAGGAAUAUCCAGCCAGAUCACUGCAAUUCUUAAAUGGUAUUCAUUAAGACUUAUAUUUCAUUUUUCUAAUAUAAAGAUUUAGCCAGAACUAAAAGCGAAACUCUAGUUUUUGCAUUUUAAAUUUACUUAGACAAUGGACUUUAAACCAUUGCAAAGAAAUCCACAAAUCUAUACUUAACUUUAGGGGAGAACCAUUUGGCUGAAAAACAUAAACUUGAGCCUGCGAUCAAUUAAAAGCGAAUAACUGGUUAGUGGAAAACUUCAAAAAACACAUGACCUUAAUGAGUUGUCACCUAGCCCACGAUAUGGUCAUGCAACUCUGGCCAGCGGAUACCCAAUUGAUGGAUGUCUAUCUUCAAGUCACGUGAUAACUAAAAUAUCUCUGAUGGACAGAUUACCAAAUUGUCUCCCCUGUUCUUUUUGGGGAUAGAACAAAAAGAAGUCUUCACAUUCAGAAUUGGUCAAAUCUCUUUAAUCGAUUUGCAACUUCAAUAAUCUGUGGAAAUUCUGCAAUGUCAAAGUGCACAUUAACUUUAGAUAAAACAACAUGUUUUUUGAAGUAGUUUUUCUCACUUUGUCCCUGCGAAUUCUCUUUUUAUUAGUGCGUGAUUCUCACAGAGGCCCCACUUAGUUUACAGCUUGAAGUAGACUCAUUCUGCAGGUCACAGAAGCCACCUAUUAAGGCAAGUGCAAAGAACAUUGAUUGAUCUUUCACCUUUUCAUAAGAUCCAGUAUAAUUUACUCGCCAGUGCAAGUGUUCCUAGUGCAAAAUAUUGUGCAAAAAAAAACAACAACAACAACUACUGAAAGGUAGCCUGACAAAUGCACCAGUAAUGACUGGACUUAUCUUGAGGUAGCCAUUUUCUUAUUUUAUAGUGUGACCAGGCAAUUGAAAACCGCUGCAGGCAGUGAUUUUGCUAAGUUUGGCAUAUUGCUUUUUUCAGUGUUAAAAAGAUUGAAAAAGGGGAUUUUGACUUGAAUAAAGUUUUGUGUUUUUUAGAUAGUUUAAAGGAAUUUUUGGAAGGGUUUAUCUCUGUCAAAAGCUCUGUUAUUGUUUGGGUUAUGCUUGACACAGGUGAUCAGUGAAGGUGAUAGGUAAUAAAAGGGAGCUUAAGCAACAACGACGGCAUCGGCAACAAGAACGGCAAAAAAGCAUUAGGUUUAGAUUGGCAAAACAACAACUUUGCACGUGCAUCAUGCUUUUUUGUACAUUUCUUUGCUGUUGCUGCAUGACUACAAUGUGAAAGUGCUUAAUUUAACGUUUUGUUGAAGACGUGAAUGAAGACAACAACUUUUUUUUCUUUCCCUGAACUUUGAAACAGUCUUUUAGAAUUCAUCUCUGCCAUCAGUUGAUGUAUUGAACGAAAUGGAAUAAGCGCGAUAAAGUUUGAAGUAGCGCAAAUUCACUUUUUAAGUGACAUUUUCGUAGAGGUUGCCGUCGUUGUUGGUUAAACUUCCUACAACCAGGUCACAGGAACCGCAGAUUUUAAAAAACAUUGAGUCUAAAAGAAAAAAAAAGCAAAGAAGCAGGUUUUGGAAUCCUGGCGGAUCCAGGGAAAGGGCCUGCCCCCCGCUUAUUUUUAGACCAAAAAAAUUUUUUUAGAGGCUGCCCCCCCCCCCCCCCCCCCUUCCCCUCGGGCCUGCGUCUCUCCCCGCCACCCCUCCGCGAAUCACCACCCUUCCCCGUCAUUUUUGAUCUUCGUACUUGUCCCCUUUUAUAAACUCUUUUUAUCUUUUAUUUUCCUUCGUAUUUUACUAAACAAGUUUUUGGAACCUUGCCGAAUCAAGGAAAAGGCCCUCCCCCCCCCUUAUUUUUAAACCAAAAAAAUUUUUUAAGGGGUUGCCCCCCCCCUCCCCUGUUAUCUCAGGGUCUGGAUCUGUCACUGGCAAUCACUGGUGAAUCAAACACCUUACCUGUAAUUGUUAAACUACUACAUUGACCUGAUAUUGAAUAUCUUUUGUCAUGUUUAUAUCUGCAGUUUAUUAGUGCAGGCAUACAUGGAGUGGUCAGUUGGGCAUUUUGUGAUUUUGGACCGAAUUUUGAAGUCCUUGACUCCACUGGGGAGGAACCAAAGGAAUUCUUUGUUUGGAAAAUUACUAAGGUACAUAAGUAACAUAAUUUUGAUGACAAGAAUAAAAAUAACUUUAUUGUCAUUUCAUAUAAAAGUAAUAAUCUUAUGUUGAGCUGUAAAAUGUGUUUCAACAGGCAAAUCCUGGUGUGGUGACGACAUUAGAAAAUCGGAUGCAUGGCUUACAGACUGGUGAUAAGGUCACAUUUAAAGAAAUUGUCGGAAUGACUGCUCUCAAUGGAUCAGAACAGACCGUCAAAGGUUAGAAAUACAUGUUAACCUGAGAUCAGGCUCUAUUUUCGUUUCACUUUGAAAAUUACAUUCCUUAGAGAGAAUGUAUGAGAACUGCUAAAAUUGGGCCCGAUCUCAGGUUAGGUACAUGUAUAUAGAUCAACCCUACACAUGUACAAUCUGCAGUGUAUGUUUUGUUGCCUUGGUGUUGGUCAAUAGACUGCAUGUAUACCCAAGAGUGUAUUUCAUGUAAGCAUGUGAAGCCUUUGCUAAACGUUUUUCAUAGCCUUUAUUUACGCAACAUGGAAAAAUCCCAUUUUUACCAUAACGGAGCGAUUUUUCGUGUGCUGAUUGGUCGAGAACUAUGUUCGAUAAGACCGUACAGACCAUGAAAAUGAUGUGAUGGUGGCGCAAUUUGUUUUUUCCUUUCUCUCGUGCGCGAUUUUUCGAGAAAAUUCAACGGAAAUGGACGUCAAAACUGUGAUUGUUAUGGUAAAAAGAAACAAACAAAACUAAGUAGAAAUGUUGAAAUUUUGCUCUCGUCUCAACUUUUUGGACGAACUUGCACAGGCUACCCUCCCCCCCCUCCCCCCCUCAAGAGAGCUUGCUUGCAGCCCUGGUAGGGUGGAAGAAUCCCUGCUGUUUCUCCUGACCUGAUUGUUGACUACCCCUGGGUCUCCAGGGUGGGGGGUUAUAUGUGAUGUAUAUAUUUUUACAUAUUUAUGUCAUCUUGAUGGAUGUUUCUACAGUGCUAUCUCCCUAUGCAUUUAGUAUCUGUGAUACUAGUGGACCUGAGUACAAAGAUUAUGAAUAUGGUGGAAUAGGAAGACAAAUCAAGACUUCUUCUUCUUUAUUGAAUUUCGUAAGUUAAUAGAACUCUUAUAAGGUUUUUAUUUAUUGUGGGGUGUUAUUUAGAAAUAUUAGUUUUACUCUGUGGUUACAGUAGUUAUAGAAAUGUAAUGAUCUGCCAAUCUCCUACGGCAAGUAAUUGCUGGCGAGCCUUGAGCGAGCCAGCACACUAUUCUCAACAAUAGCGGGAAAAAGCCAAAAAAAUGUCGGAUGUAAGAUCAGAAGCAUGCGCAGUCUAUUGGUUUGUCUUAUCCGGGGUAUUCACUUCAGUGCGAUGACAUCACUUAAACCGUACGUGGACGUCGAGCAAAUUUCCAGGGUAGGCAGGGUGUUUUGGAUAGCUGGUCGCUUACGAGAGGUGGUCGCACAUGGAGGUUCGACUGUAUUACUCAAUCUCUUGUUUCGACUCACCUUUCAGUGAAUUAUUGGACGUACGAUUUGUACACAAAUACGUCCACUAAUUUGGCUACUUUUAAUUUGGUUUUGCAGGAAUCUCUAGAAACACAGCUUAGUAAACCAGAUAUUCUUACUGCAGAUCUCAGUAAAAUAGAGGUAGGAUUAUUAAAACAAAAAGAGAAUAUGUUAUUUAAUUUAAUACAUCGUGAUGACGUUCAUUCUUUUUCUUUAUAUUUUUGGUUUUUGAGACCCUCUCCUUCUCCAAGACAUAUGUUUCUGGGAAACUGUCCACCUACCCCUCCCCUAAGCCAACAUUUUGCCCUAAGUGAGAAGUAAGUGUUAAUGUUGGCAUAGGGGAGGGGUAGGUGGACAGUUUCCCAGAAGCAUAUAAUGAUCUGACUUGGAUCAUUAUACGUCGACUUUCUUAUCACUUCUGCGGGAGGAAUAUGAAGAUUUUCUGAACCUAUAUAUUAUUGUUUUUAGUACAUUUUUUUAAAUCACCACCAGGUUCCCCUGCAGCUACAUUUUGGAAUACAUGCGUUACACUUAUUUCAAGAGAAGAAUGGAAGAAUGCCUGAAAUCAGGUAUAAAGCUAUUACUUAUUUUUGUCUUAAGCCAUUCACUCGCUCGCCAUUCGAUUUUGUUGAAAAACGAGUUUGAAGUUAUUCAAGCCGUUUUCUGGUCAUAUUUGUCUUGCUAUAAAGAACCAAAACGCUGCAAAAGAUCGAGAACUAUGCGGCAUUCUGUUCCAAAUGCUAAAUAUCGGUUUCCAAAGUUUCGGCGUACGCAGACAGCAAAAUUGGGUUCAUAAGUGACACAGCAGUCUCGACUGUUUCCUUUCGCUUUCUCUUCUCCCCUGUUCUUUCUCUUUUCUUGCCGUUUACACUCACAGUUUUCUAGAUUAUAGCCAUUACUUCAGUUAUUUUUUUUUUCGGUAUGCAGCGGACUCGGCUAAUUUCUAUGUUUAACUGAUUUUUUAAAAAAUUUCUAAUGACGAUAUUUUACACUGAGAUAGGACGAUGGACACCGAAUUAACGACUUUUUUUUCAGAAACAAGGAAGAUGCGAUGGAGUUAUGUAAGAUUGCAAAGUCUUUAAAUGAGGCAGCCAUUACAAAGGUGAGUAGCAAGACCCUGAGCUGCCACUUUCUUCUCUUCAAUGGACAUUUCUGUAAUUUCCCAACAGUUUAUAAUAUUUGUCUCUCGCCUAUCACUGUCAUAAUCCAGGUGCAGGAUAGGAUAAUCAGUGAGGCGUAAAAAUUGCUAAACACCUCUGUCAUACAGUUUCAUGCUGGCAUAAGGAGAGGAACUAAUGCAGGCAGGAUGUUUUACAUGAUAUCUGCAUGGAACAUUGAUUUUAUUGUAUCGAUAGUCCAUAUUUCAAGGAAACAAAACUGUGCCAUAGAACCAGACCUAAUUUUUUUAUCCGAUCUUAAUUAUCCAAAGUAGCGCACGCACACAGAAAUACUCUUCAGAAUACAUUCCUACUGAUUUCCAUGAAAUUACAGGCAGUCUAACGAAGUCGUUCCCUCCCCAUCUUACCCAGAGAAAGCCUAAAAAGAUGUUUAUUGUUAACCUGUAAAUGUAAAUUUUUUAAAGACGUUUUGUAAAACAGUGAGUCGUCCAUAAAGCGAAACACUUAACUUCGGGAUACUCUUCAUGGGUUUCGGGUACAAGUUCGUUGCUUAUUGUCAGCACCCUUCUGCUUCUCCCCCCCCCCCCUCUCCCGUAAACAUGGUAAAACCAGCUGUUUUGAUCACUCAUGGGCAGUGUUUGUAGACGCAAGCAAACUGUAGCUGUAAAGUUGCCCAUUUGUCCAACCAGCUUUAUCCAAUAAAGAUGUGAUCGAAUAAACGUAUGUAUGAGAGUAAAACAUGAAGCUAUGCUUAUUUUAUCCUUUUUUGUACAAUGUAGGCCGACUGUCUUGACGAAGAUUUGUUGUGUCAAUUGUCUUUUACAUCACAAGGCUGUUUUUCUCCUCUGGCAGCUGCUGUUGGUGGAGUUAUAGGCCAAGAAGUGUUAAAAGCUUUAACGGGAAAGUACAGUCCUCUAAAGCAGUGGGUACGUGCAGAGCGUAUCAGGCUUGUCACUAGUUUUUAAAGUACACAGGUGCCCAAGGUUAAUUAGGUGGGAAAAGCUGUAAAGUUGGUUUGAAAGUCGGAGGUUGUUUAUCCCGGUGGGAAUGUUCCAAACGGAAAUUCGUGUUCCAUUUCUGAUUUGCGCAAAUGUUAAAACACGAUUCCGGUAUGAAAUUUACCAGCCCUGAAUUUGCUUACCAGAUUUGCUCCAAUCAUGAACCGACUGGUUUACUCAUGUACAAGGUAAACAACAGGGGUAAAGAGACGUAGGGACCAACUACAGUGUCGGGUGUCUGUUUUAUUGAGGUCUUCGUCUUACAGACUGUAAUAGUGACUGUGAAAACUAGAACGUGUGCCAGGAACAUUAUCAGUAUGUUUGCUCUCGAGACGAAUUACAUAAAGUACAUUGUGUAAGUCAUUCGCCCUUAACUGUGUGUUUAUAUCAACAGCUCUACAUUGAUGCCACUGAAGUUCUAAAGGGACAGGAAAAACUGGACACUAAAUCGUUUUUACCCAGGUUAGUUGUGGUAUUUUUAUUUGACUUUUUGUGCGAGAAUUCUGGUACUUUUUAUGUAGAAAUAGUAUGUUGUUUAUAGUCCUCCUUUAUUCUGUGUAAAGUACAUAAGUUCUUGUUAGUGUAGUAUUUUAUCAUAAUUAGCUGUUUAUAUGUGGUAUUUUUCUGACAAUUUCUUCAUCUUUCUUUUUUAUACAUUUUAAGUUAUUUUUAAAUUGGAUGGAUUACCUUAGACUACGAGCAGUCUCUCUUUUUUUUUGGACCGUCAAGCAAAACGCGCGUGACACGCCAAUGACCACGCGCUUGACUUCUCGAUGCUCGCGCGCGUGCACUCCCCUCACGAAAUCUGAAGAGAAAGAAAGACUGCUCGAAUUCUUGGAUCAGCUCUCAUGGUUCUUGUGUUACCCACCUUCUGUCGUUCCCCGCUGCUCUCUUAUCAGGGGCACCCAACGAGAAUAUAGUUCAAAACCACUUGAACAUAGCAUUGUUAAACGUAUUUUAGUAUUUAAACGGUAGAUAUAGGCAUAUUUUUAUCCUCUAAAAAUGUUUCAUCUGUUCGGAUUUCCUAGCUGAAAGUCUAGUGAUUCGAAAAUUAGAGGGAUCAAAACUUACCUUUUCGAAAAUUUCAGCCAGAAAAAAGCCUCCCGAAAAUUGAAGGUGACCCUUUUAGGGAAAAAAUUCGUUAAAAAUGGGCAAUUAUACCAUUUCUUAGAUCUUCGAAAAUCCUAGGAGAGGCAGACAAGCAAGACAUUUUGCAAAAAAUGUGCAGAAAAUUCUAGAUAUCAAAUCGUCUUCCGAACAGAUAUUUUCAGAAAAUAGUCGUUAGGUGCCCCUGUCUUAUCGGACUUGUAGGCCGUUAAAGUGGAUUAAAACAAGAUGAAAACUAAUAAUGGCAGUAGUCAUAAACAUAAACGUUGAAAAAAGCGUUUGUGUAUGAAGUGAAAUGAUACAAAGUACGAAAGACACCGUUAAGUGAAAUUUAAACAAAUUCAACUGAGUUAAUAUUUGACGUCAAGGUUGGAAAAGGAGUGAGGAAUUAUUUUGUGUUGUAUAAAUACAGUCGAACCUCUUCACAACGGCCAUUUUGAGGACAGAAGAAAGUAGCUGUUGUUAGACUAAGAGGAGAUUUCCAGAAGAGGCCUAAAAAAUGAAAAACGUAGGACACCCUCUACAUAUUUGGUCUGACAUAAAAAAAUGAUAGGGCAAUACCCAUGUGGAGAGGUUGCCGCUACGGGAAUGUAGGGGUGUAAUAUGACAAUUUAUUUUUACGGAGUACUGAACAUGUUUAUUGUGCCUUAUUUCAUGCUUACUGUAUCCCAUAAUGUCAAUCCAAUCAUAUCUAAUAUAUAGAGAUAAAAAACAGAAAAAACUUGAGUAAUUUUUUGAAUCAAAAUGUUAACGUGACAAAACGAGCAAGGUUCCCAUAAUUCGCUUCAAGUAUGGUAGACAAAUUUUGCCUACUGCAGCGGUGUAAAUGGGACACAAUCAAAAUACGAUCAUCAACUCGCCAUACGGAUUAAAUGUCAUGACCAUUGUUGACUUUUUCAUCAGUCUCUGAAAAAGCUGGCCGUUGACGAGAGGUUAUUUUGCCAGUUGAGGACAUGCUUUAGUGGCCGCUGCCGUAUGUAGAGAAUGUAGAGAGGUUUAAACAACAGUUAAUGUAUUGACUGUCCGCUGGGACGAAAAAAGUGGCCGUUGUAGAGAGGUGGCGGUUAGUGAAGGUUCGACUGUAUUCAGAAAUUGACAGGAGCCUAGGUAGAGAGAAGCGCUUACUCAUAGUUAUGUUAGGUCGUUCUUUUUGUAGGCAACUUUACUGGGGCAACAAUAAUACCGGUUUCUAGAAUAUGUACUUUAUUUCCGUGUGUUCUAGGCAUGACCGAUAUGACUCUUUACGCAUGUGUAUCGGAGAGGAGCUCCAUAGUAAACUGGCAAAUCUGAGGUUAUUCAUGGUAAGCAACUUAUUUUGUUUUUUGAUAAGCUUAUUGGGUUAGGCAAAGAAAUGUAUUUUUCCCCUUUCACACAAGCCAGAAAAAAGUACCGAGUUUUAUUAAAGUCGGAGUAAGAAAGAAUUGAAAUCGGAUGGUCAGUUUCUUGUUAAAUUAUUUAACAACAACAACAACAGCAACGAAAAUUAAUAAAAGUAACGUUAUUCGACGUUUCGAUGUAUCCAACUUCAAAGUUGUUAAAAGAGUUGAGAUUUGAAUUCGUUUGAUGGCAUCUUGAUAAUGUUGUUGGAUACAUCGAAACGUCGAAUAGCGUUUACCAACUUCUAAUUCUUCUCGUUAAGAAAGAAAUGAAGCUGCAUAAAAUACUCCUACCAAACGAACAACAAGACAACAACAGCAACAACAACAAAAUACCCGCUCCUUAUGACAAGUGAAGACAAGGGUGGAUUGUAAUUUCUUUUGGUCCUUACAGGGAGUGGGAGGGGAAUUGGGAAAUAUUUUGCAGAAAUAUCAAGGAAUUUUACCGACUAACCCCCCCUCCCAAUAAAUACAAGCCCUCUCACCUUUGUUAAUAUAAAUUGUUGUUGUUGUUUUUUUUUUCAGGUUGGAUGUGGUGCUAUAGGGUGUGAGCUGUUAAAGAACUUUGCUCUUUUAGGAAUUGCUGGAGGCGCGAAUGGCAUGGUAGUUUUCAUUUUUAUUUUAACACUCAGUGACGUGUUUCGCCAUUUUGACUUUUGAACAGUUUUUGUUUGUAGUUUCUAGUUGAAGCAUGUUAUUAUUUAAUUUGCAGAUGACGAUCACAGACAAUGACCUCAUAGAAAAAUCGAAUUUAAAUCGCCAGUUCUUAUUUCGGCCUCAUCAUAUUCAGGUAAUAAAAGCAUUCCACAGUUAACUCUCUCUCUCAACGGACAUCUUAAUGCAAAAUGGACACUUAAGAGUCUGUUUAUAUGGAGCUGAGGGACCCCGGUUACCUCACCUACCUGGGUUCCCCACCUCCACGUAAACAGGCCCUUAGGGUUGGUCCUUGCCGUUUUUCAGUCAAUUUCCUUGACUGUUCAAAACGGAAACCUACAGAGUUGGUCCCCGUCUUUCUUUACUUGUUUUAGUUGACUCUCUAUAAGAUAGACACCUAGAGUUGGGCGUAUUUCGGCGUUAUCAUAUUCAGUUGACAGAGAGUUUUCAGAAGUCAACCUUUCCUAACCGACAACUCAAUGCAAAAAGGUCAACUAGAGUUGGUCCUUGUCGUUUUUCAGUCAUGAUUUUCUUUGACUCUCUAUAAGGUGGUCGCCGUUCUCCACACUUUCUUUCAAUCAUGACGUGUCCGUCUUCAUUAUUUGGUUGAUUUAGCAAUGCCAACGUGACGGCAGUGACGUCGGCGCGCAGAAAUCUACCAACUGGCUUGACCAAUGGUAGUGAAGCAAAUUGAGCGUCAAAAGUAACCUUCAGUCUUUUGGCGUGCUUUUGCGUUCUAUUUGAUGCUGCGGUGUGUUUGCUAAAUCUUCCUUAUCAUUCAUCCCUAAGAGUCUUCUCAGGCUACAAUGUUGCUCCAUACGUCAAUAUUCAUCAUACAUACUCCUGCCUCUGCGGCGGAGGCAAGACGCGUGUCCCCUGUGAAGGGAAUCCAUGUACCUCCAUAGAGACAUAAGAGAGGUUAAGCGUCACGUUUACGUCAAACGGCAAACGCGAAUUUGCACCACGUGACCAAGUUUCCCCUUUACUUGUCGUUUACUGUUCAUUAUUUCUACGCAUAAAUGAAUAGUUUCACGAAAUUUUUUAUCCGUAAGAAUUGUUUUGAGCUGUUUUUAUCUGCUCAUUUUCUAUUUUGAGAAAUUCUCAACUUGAAUCUGACGUUUGCCGUAUACGUGAAGCUUAAACUCUCUAUUAAGCACUACAUUUACGGCAAAGAGCGAUGGACAGAGAUGACCAUGAAAUGCUUUUUCCCGCCAUUUUUUUUUUUGCGUUUGUCGUUUUCAAAUUAAAGGCGUUGGUUUUUAUGUUCAUGAAAAACACUGCCGUAUCCAUUGAAGGAUCUUAUCCUUCAAUAUCAUGCAGUUUCAUUUCGCGUUGUAAAUGAAAGAAUUGAUGAGAUUACAGGGGGCGGACUGUCUGUGAAAACUGUAAAGAUGAAUGUUCAUCUAUCGGAUGGCAGGGAGCUCUGAGUUUCCAGUCAAUUUUGGUUAUUCGCGUGCCGUUUGCCAUUUGUCUGUAAACUUAGUGCGUAACUUCUCUAAUAUCUGACCCGUCGCGAUACCUGGCCGUGUUUGGGCUCUCUUUACAUCGUUUUAAAGAGAGUUGGAGUUGACUGCAUUACAACUUAUCACUGAAGCCAGUAUAGAUUUGCUGAUGAAGACUGUUUCCUCUUUGUAAUAUUACGAGACCUUGAGACAAUUGUUAUUUCUGGCAAGUAUUAGAAGACCCAAAGGUCAAGAAUUAGCAUUCAUAGGAUUGGUUUUUGUAUUAACGAAAAUUUUUUCCUCAUUCUAGCAACCCAAAUCAAGUACUGCGGCUUCGUCAGUUGCGCUUAUAAACCCUGGUAUGUCAAGACCAGAAUUAAUUACUGUUACUAUUGUUUUGGAGGCUAGUCUCUGUUCCUGGCGGGAUUGAUAUAAUGCUUGGGAUACUUUCUCGACUAAGGAACCGCUACACGAAGUGAAGGGCGAGGCUGCGGAGGAGAACACCUCGGGAUUUCAGUUUGACUUGUUCCCUUCCUUCUCCGAGAAAAAAGCCCUCGGUUUUUCAAUUAAACUUUUUCCCGAUCUUCUCCGAGGGAAGAUCCAUCAGUAUUUCCUUUUGACUUGUUCUCAUCUUCUAGCGGCUCCAUCGCCAAACAAAAAUACAGCACUUUUUUGAUACAUUACAGCGCUCGCUCUCUCGCUAAUCCCUCCAGCUGUGCAGGCUAAUUGAGUGCUUGACAAACAGAAAGCGAAAGAGGCUUUUUGCUCGCCUGAAAAUUAGACAAGCAAUCUUUUACCUUGUUAAAUCAAUCUUUCUCUACACCUUUCAGAUGUUCAUGUGGAUCCGCAUCAACACAAAGGUAAUUUAUUAGAAAGCUCUUUAUGCCUUCAGGAAGCAAAUUAUCAAUUGGCUGUGUUUCGUCUAGCUCAAAGUUGAGAAGCUAAACAACAUUGAUAUUAUCUUGUAACAUAAGAAGGCUAUGCCACACAAUUAUGAAAUUGUUGGCAAAGAUCACGGAAAUGCGCAUCAUUUCGUGCGGUUGGGACUAAGGGAAAUCUGAGUCUCCUGAGGAAUUCGAAAAACAAGGCGCUCGGCCUCAUUCAUUCUUUAGAUUUUGUUCGUAAUAUCUGUCUCUGAGCCCUAAAAGUUAUCGGGACUUUCAAGAAACGGGGCCCCAGGGCUUGUUACUUGAAUUUCACUGAAUAUGACGUGCGCCCUGUGUACUGCUGUGGCAAAACUGUCCAGUGUGGUGAAAAAUAAAGCGAGGUGGUAAAUGUUAGCAUCAGUGAAAAAAAAAGAAACAAAACAAAGAAAACAACAACAACAAAAUGGAUGGGUUGACGAACGUUCAUGUACAAAGGGCCGCUACUGUGAAUCAGAAUUGUAAUUUGAAUAAACCUUUCCUUUCGUCCCUGUACGUUUUUGUCACUUCUGUUUUUUCUUUGUCUUUACAGUGUGCCCAGAAACAGAAGAAACCUUAUACACAGAUCAGUUCUUUGAGUCUCAGGACAUUGUAGUAAAUGCUUUGGACAAUGUAGAGGCUCGACGCUACAUGGAUAGGUCAGAAAUCACUUAAUCCGGUCUUUCUGUUUGACAGUCAAUUCUAGAUACUAUCACCUCCCCCACUUCUCCCCACGGAUCGACAAACUGCCGGAAUCCCCCUCGGUAUGAACCAAUUUCGCAGGGCUGUAUGGAAUUAAUGGGGUGUCGAGGCAUCAGACAUCCCUCUAAGCUAAACACCGUUCAAAGAGUAGCUGGCCAGUUUCGUCCCUGUUUUACUUAUGUACCUGUGGCUACUCUUUCUAUAAGGCUUGGAGCCUCCCUAAAAGUCCUUCAGAUACAUAAUCGUGCGUAGGAAUUCGUUUGGAUUUUCAUUCACCAAAGUUUUAUAAAAGACACCAAAUUAAAUAAUUGCUUCAACCUCAUUAGAAAAUUGCAUCGCCUUCCUCCGCAUUCAAUUUACCACCUCCCUCCAAACGACGUCGACCUUGACACCCCAUAACCUGCAUCGUUAUGAUUUGUUAUAGAUGUCUGAUUCCAGUAAGAAAACUGCAGGGAACUAAGCCUCAUAGUGACUACGCAGACAAAUGCCCAGCCAUAAGCUGUAACCUUGCAUUGACACCCUCUUCUAGUCAAAUGCAUGGGUUUGUACCUGUGAUGGAUGAUAGUUUAAUUGAACCUCACUCUUUGUUAUCCUGAUGGCUGAACCUUUCCCUCCCUUGCUCAUUUUUGGCGUACUCGAAAAAGGCUCUGCAUGAACCGAGUGAGAACUUUGUUGAGCAUGCGCUGCAUGUUGCUGGGAUACAGUUUCGAACCCAGGCCUAACAGCCGUGCACUUGGUACAGCGGGCUCAGUUAUGACCAGGCAUUUUUUAUUCAAUAAACGGAUGCUCGCACUCUUAAAACCAGUCGAAAGAGAGAGCAAGAUUAACUAGUCCAGAAGCCAAUUCAGGCAGAGCCUCGGCCUCGUUUUCUCCUACUCACUCAAGAAGACAAAAAAGGCUCUACUCGCACGAUGACUCAUCGGUACAUAACUUCCUGAACCUUGAUAGUGGCAAUCUACUCUUACAUUUUCUUGUAUUUUUUUUUUACCCACAGUCGGUGUGUGAGCACCCAGAGGGCCCUUUUGGAGUCAGGAACCAUGGGACCUAAGGGACAUGUUCAGGUAAGACGAUCUUUGGCUAAUGUACCAUUUUUGGGUUUUGCAGUACUCAUGGUAUUUAUUAUAGUUACACAAAUAAAGGUUGUUGCUGUUGUGUACAAUUUGUACUCUAAUUUAGUUUUUUUUACCUGUCGUGAAUCUUAUUAUUAUUUUUUACUCAGACUCAAUUAAAAAGAAAAAAGUAUGAUCUUUUCAGUUUCUGCGAGGUUAUUCAUCUACUAUGCUUAGUCCAGGUUCACCGAACGGGUACUUGACGUAUUGAAGCUUAAGUUUGAAUUUUUCCCUCUGGGUCGAAAAAGAAUUCGAUAAAGGAGCCUUAAGUGGUUUGGGUGUACUCGUUUUAGCUUAUUUAAGGUCCCUUUUCUUGUUGUUUAGCCUGAAGUUUUUGGAUGUGUAAAGGUGCGCUUCAGAGUACAUUUAGGUUCUGUUGUUUUGGUGAUAAAAAAUGAAAACGCUUUCAACCUGGCCUAUCGUAAUAGUUUAUAAAUAUUUUACAAUAGGUGAUUGUUCCUCAUCUCACAGAAUCGUAUGCUAGUCAGGUAAGAUAUCGUUAGAUUAUUGGUUAUAUCAUUUCACUAUGGCAAAUCAAGAAAACUGUUAAUAACAAUAAAAUAAUAAUAAAAUAUUUAUAUAGCGCUUAUACUUUUCAGUGCUAAAACUAAACUGUUCUGAAUCGGUCUGGAAAAGGUUGACAUGCGCUUCCAUUUUUCUUCUGUUGUAGUCGUUAGGUUUCACCAUUCUGGUCCAUCAAAACUUGUACGUAAUAGUGCAUUUCGUGUCUUCAGCCUGCGAUCGUUGAGUUGAAAAUAACGAAAAUGCUUUGCUUGUAGUAGAAGGUCCUUCAGCUAUAUUUAAGCUAUGGUUAACAACCACUCCACUCAAAUAGUCGAACAAAUGACUUAAAAUAACGUGAUUAAGUACACUAAACAGUUGGCUAUUUACAAGCUUGGUUGGGGACUAGAACUUGGGACUACCAAGAAACAAACUCCGAUAGUAUUGAGAGCAGAACUCGAGACCGGACCCUCAGAAUGUAUGUACGAGGCGCUCAUCAGUCGUCGAUAUGGCUUCCCUCCCAAAAAGACAAAGAGUUAUUGAUUUUUUUUAUUUGUAAUCAUUUUGUAUGUGUCUCUUUUCAAGCGCGACCCGCCAGAGGAAGACGUACCCCACUGUACACUCAAGUCAUUUCCAGCUGUUAUAGAGCACACAAUACAGUGGGCCAGGGAUAAGGUAAAGCUAUUAGAGAGGUUAAGCAUCAAGUUUACGUCAAACGGCAAAGGCGAAUUUGUUCCACGUGACCAAGUUUCCCCUUUACCUAUCAUUUACUGUUCAUUAUUUCUACACAUAAAUUAGUAGUCUCACGCAAUUUUUUAUCCACAAGAAUUAUUUUGAGCUGUUUUUAUCUGCUCAUAUUCUAUUUUGAGAAAUUCUCAACUCGAAUCUGACGUUUGUCGUUUGCCGUAUACGUGAACCUUGAACUCUUUAUUCGCCACUGUAGAAACGAGAAGGGGAGAAGAGCCGAAAUGUGUCCCGCAAUUGUUUUUGGGUUCAUUACUGGGGACCCGCCGGUCAGGUUUUGGCCAGUUUUUUUCCCUGCCCUCAGUAACAGUCCCAGAAGUCUUUGUAAGAAUUAACUCGGCCCAGUUUCCUUCUCGUUUCUAAAGUGGCGAAUUGAUACUCGUAAAGCUGUAAACCAAAGUAAUUUGUCCUCUGGCCAAUCACAUUACACGCGGUCAGUCCUAUGAACCAAUCAUUACUAAGAGCUAAUUCAUAUUCAUGUGGCUGGCAUCAAGCGCGGGAAAAUUACUGAAAAAUGCGGGAAAACGCGUGCAACCGAAUGGCGAUUGUCUUGGUGUUCACUUUUGAUUGGCGGAGAAAGUCGUACAGAGUGUUUUGUUAAACAGUCUCGAGGAAUAGGCAUGAGAAGUCAAAACAUUCUCAAAAUUAGGCAAUUUCUGAACUGCACCAAGCCUCUUCUUGAGUUCGAGGGUAAGAACGACGCGGUUGUUGUUUGACCUUAAAAAGGAAACACGCGAACAAAUCUUGAAAACUAAAAGUGCUAAGAGUAUAGAUGGUUUUCACAGUGACGUCAUCAAAUUGUAAAAUCAAAAUAACGAGGUUGUACAAAUUCUCAUUUACACUAGGUUGAAUUUAAACAAAAAGUAAAUCUUUGUACAAGUUUCCAUUGCCGUAGCAUGUUUCAUUUCGAAAUACAGCAAUUUGAACUUCCGAGUUUUUACAGUGCGGGACACCAAAAUGGAAAUGCUGUCUCGUUGAAAAAAAGUCUCUCCUCUUGAUUUUCAGCGGUAUAACUAUUUCAAGUAUUAGAAGAUAUGUUUAUGUGUACGUAUGCUAGUUCUCGAGUAAAAAGAAAGAGCUUUUAUAGAAAUAUUGAAUUCCAGAUGUUUUUGUUGAUUUCCGGCGGCCAUAUUGGUGCACCAAAACGGUGCACCAAUAUGGCGUUUCCAUACAAACCUCUACAAAGGUGCGUGAAACGUUUCGGCAAAUAACUCAGAAACUGCGGGCCACAAAGACCUGAGACUUGGACAAAUUGUUUAUAUAUUAGCCUUUUAUAGCAUUUAAUUUUCUUGGCUUCUUCUACUGGACAGUUUCCAAUUUAUUUUUUUGUUGCGUGACAGUGAAAACGAUCUAUAAGGAUAUGAUUGGUUGUGCGAACAGACUCAAAUGAGCAAGGUUUUUGGUUGAUUUAGCUAACAUGCAACGUGUCCCUAGCUGCAAAACGUUUACCGUAGAGUAAUUUCCGUAACUUUGUGCAACGGAAAUUGGGCUGCCGAUUGAACAGUCGAAGGAUGCUUAUUCCGUCUCAGUGUUUUCUUUGGCGGUAGAAUAUUUUGAACGUUUUUACUAUUGGCUGAUAGAGUAAACAACGAACACUUGUGGAAACCAUUUUUUAAGAUCAAAGGAAACUCGCUCUAUUUUAGAUAUCUUCAAAUGAAACCCUUUUUCACAUGAAAGGUUUUGCACCUGGCUUCGUUUUGAAAAAGUGAGGGUUUUGGAAACUGGGAAACGGCGUAUAAUUCAUGUCCGUUUGGAUAUGAGGAUUUUCUAACGGGCAAUUUUUAAGAACGUAAGUUUCCUAUCCUCUGUUGCUACCACUCUGGCAAGCUACUGCAAAAUAUUUUGGCCGUGUUUGUUUAUUAUAUGCUUUUAAGAAUCUAUUUUUUCAAUAUCUUUUAGUUUGAAAGUUCCUUUGCUCAGAAGCCCGGACUGUACAUGACAUUUUGGUCAACGAAUGGAUCUCCUGAAAAGCUUUUGGAAGUAAGUUGAACAUUAUUUUUUUACACGAUAAAAGUGUCUGUAGCUAGUAUUUAGCAUCGACUGUGGUUGUUUUCCCCCAAAGAAUUCACUUUGCGUUUCAUUUUAGCUUGUAAGAAUUUUUUAGCGCAACUGAUAUUCUCGCCAUUAAUCUCAAAAACAAAAACAAAAACAAAACAGAAAAACACAUCACCACAAAAAUAACCACAGUCUUGUCUGAUCAAGAGUCUGCACCUUAUUAAUUCUGGCAGUAAGCAGUUGAAACGUCGUGAUCUUUUAGCCUGCAUUUCAGACAUCCCCUCGAGUCCGAAACUCCUCUCAUUAUGCGACUCGAAGGGAUGUCUGAAAUACAGGUUGCGCGAUCUACAUCAAAAGUGACUACAAUCAUACUUUAUUUUUAUUAACAACAGACAACUCCUCAAAACGACGGCCCUAACUUAUUUCCUUAGUAAUCAGAAGAAGGUCAAAUUCAGCUUAGGCUGAUAUAAAUGGAGGCCCGCGGAACGAAUUUUUCAACGUAUAAUCAACUAAUUAAUUAACAUUUGACUAAAUAAAUGACUAAUUAAUUACGUGCAACCUAUGACUAAAUAUUGAAAUGAAUACACUAUAAAUGUCCUCACAGUUCAGUCAACUACUGCUGGACAUAUUCACAUCAACUGGUAACAGAAAUGCAGACUUAGACCCUUCUUAAAUCUCAGAAUAGAUGUUUCUUUAUUAAGUGAUCUAAUUUUCGCUACCUUACUUUUUAGUCUGAGCAUAGUUGUUUAAGUGGAAUGGUUAUGAAGCCCGUUAGACUCCUUUGUUACAUGUUUUUGUUAGCUUUCUUGGCCCUGACCGUGCACAAUGUUCAAUAGCAUUCCUAUUAUUUUGAACUUUCUUACCAAUGGAGACAUCGCAUUCAUUUAUUCAGUCACAAUUUAUGAACAAAAAACAAAGGUUUGUACAUGGUCAGGGAGCUUCCAACAUAAACUACAGCACCGUUGUUUUAAACUUUGAUGUUUGCCGGCUUUCAUAACCAGUCGCCUCUACUAACUAUGGUCUGAGGAAACAGCCGACAUUUCACGAAGCCACCAACGGUUUCCCCGCGAAAUGACGUCUGAAGGACGAGCGCAGAAAUUCUAUAUUGAUGACGUGUCACUACCCAGAUCUUGGUAGUGCUUCUGAUUGGCUGAAGCAAAUUUUAAACCAAUCAGAAGCACUGCACAGAUCUGGGUAGUGAAACGUUGUCAGCAUGGAAUUUCUGAGCUCGUUCCUCAGACUUGGCACAGAUUUCGCGGAGAAAACUGUUAGUGGCGUCGCGAAAUGUCGGUUGUUUUCUCAGGCUUCUUUCACCUUUUGCCUUUGACCUUUUCUUUCUUGUUUUCUUGUAGACACUUCAGUCUGGAAACGAGCCUGAAGGCGUGUACCGAGUUUUAAAAGUGUUUAAGCGGCGCCCUGUGGACUGGGCGGGCUGCGUCGCACAAAGCAGAAUAGACUUUGAAAAGUACUACAACCACAAGGUAACAACUAAGUGGGAAAGGCGGGAACACAAUACCAGAAGGCACUGUACAAAAUGGCGAGAAAUCAGUGUCGUUUCGUCAUUGGGGCCGGCCAUUUGACUUUUGAGGAGGGUAUUGGUAAUUUGGUUUGGGUAAGAAUUUUUUUUUCCUAAAUCCCUGGUGAUAGAUUUUUUUCCCGGGGCCAUGAAACGGAUGUUUCAGGCUGUCUAGUGGGAGAUGGGGGAGGUGUUAGGGUGAAGAGAAGGCGUUCACCUUAUACCUUUUACUUGUCAAUCUUUUCCAGGCCAAACAACUACUGCAUGCGUUUCCAUUGGACACUAGACUCAAGGACGGAUGUGAGUAUAUCAUGAUUCCCUGAAGGCAUAUCAGCCAUUUAUUUAGCCUUUCCGACAACCGUUUUUCCUCGCCAACUAGGCAGAUUUCGCAAAGACAACCCAACAUCCAAUGAUAACGCGAAAGCGGCGAAAGGGACUGAACACGACUUCGGGUGGUCAAUUUGCCACCCUGUCAUUGGUUAAGACGGUUUUUAGAUCUGCACGCGCCGUGGUCACUGUGUACCGCGUCGUCUUUCCUAAAUCUACCUAAAUAACUGCAGAAAUACGUCCGCCAUGCAUUCUUAUUCUCAAAAAUAUUUCUUCUUGUAGCACUUUUCUGGCAGAGCCCAAAGAGACCGCCCAUCCCACAGGAAUUUAGCAGUAAAAAUGAACUGUAAGUGUAUCUUAUUUCACACGCUGGUCUCCUUUGAUUUGCAGCAAAACACCUUAUGUUUAUCUCCGACAUUCUGUAAUUUGAGUGAUAUCGAAAACAACAGUAACAACAACAACAACAACAAACGAAACAAAAAACACGGUAGCAGUUUUCACGUGGUGUAAGGGACGGACCAUUAGAAAAGUUAUGGGGGGCGGGUGGGGAAUUUUCUAGUCGCAAAAAGUUUUUUCGUUAUCAAAUUCCUUGAAUGAACUCUUUUAAGGUCAUAGCAUGAAUAUUUUUAGGGUUAAUUGGCGUGCAUUAAUUUUCCCUUGCGCGAACAUUUUUUUUGUACUUCGCCCCCCCCUCAUAGGUUUUCUAAUGGUCCGUCCCUAAAUAAUUGUAAAACUAUAGCCUGCGAAUACAGCUCAGUCUUCUCUCCUCGCUCCUCACCGCUAGGGACAUUCUCCUGUGCAAUGGGCCCAAUGGGAAGUGAGAUGAGACGGCUGUAUUUGCAGGCUAGUUAAGUGCCAAGUGAAGCCAUUGUUGUACGUGUUCUCUCUGUUACUGCCAAAAACGGCAAGCAACAAAAAAAUAGAGGCUAGUUGUUACGACACAAGUUUAAAACACGAGGCACAGCAACUGCGAGUUUAUUGAACGGCUUAAAAUUUUUUUCUUCUAGAUUCAUGCAUUUCUCAAAUACAUCUUAUUUAAUUUAUUUCUCCCGAGAAAAUCAGAAAUAGAAACUCCAUCGUGUUUUAUCAGAUUUAAACACACGAGUUGAAAUUCUAAUUCCCUCUGUAUUCUCUUCAUGAAGUAUAAAUGCUUUUUUUAAUUCCAUUUUAGGCAUAUGCUUUUCGUGAAAAGUAGCAGCAAACUGUUUGCCGAUAUUUAUGGAAUCAAAUACACAAAAGAGGUUCGUCAUACUAAAGCUUGGUUCCUAAAUAAUCAUGUAAAUGAACCGAAUUCACCACUUUCGGAUUGUCCAUAAUAUACGUUCCCCCCCCCCCCCAAAUUUUGUAGUAAUCAAUUUCUCGUGGGACGACUAUAAUUUUGAAAAUACGAAACAUGUAUGCAAAAUUUGGGGAGGGGGGUAUAAACAAAGUGUAUUCAGUGGACAAUUCGAAAGUGUAUGUUAGGUCGUCUUAAAAUGUAUUCGGGCGUUAAAGACAAUCUUAUGGGAACAUCUCUAAUGCGAAACGGGACGAUCCGGACGAUUGCUGGGCGAUAGCAAUCACCUGGAUUGAACUUUGGUCUAUUUACAGGCUGGUUUUCAUAUAAUGGUUCUGAUCUUACCUGUAUCGCUCCAAUCGAAAAAAAUCUGUUCAGUCAAUUAAGGCGAUUAUAUGGACUGAAACACCUCUGAUGUAAUCACGGAUGAACCUGACUAUUGGGGUGCUCGUUUAUAUCCUGGAUAGGCAGAAGUCUAUGUAAAAACUAGUUGGAUCAUUAUACGUGUCUAGGAAACUGCCCACGUACCCCUCCACUAAGCCAACAUUUUGCCCUAAUUGGUAAGUAAGUGUUAAUGUUGGUUUAGGGGAGGGGCAGGGAGGGGCAGGGAGGGGUAGGUGGGCAGUCUUCCAGAAACGUUUAAUGAUUCGACUAGUUUCCAUUUAAUCGUGCGGUGGUCUCGAUUGCCCAAGUCGCCUCAACUCUCAAAAUGGGUUCAGAAAACAUCUGACGCAAUGAGGCUUCCGGGGGCAAUCGCUUGGAAAGAUGGAAGUCUUGUUUCCAUUUAAUCCUUCGUAUGGUCUCGAUCGUCACAAUUGGCCCGAAAAACUCCAGGCACUCGAGAUUACUCGGACGAUUCUAUGGAAACUAGACUCGAAUUCUCGUGUGAGUGUUCCAGUGAGAAGAAUAUCGUGUGUCAGUUGAAUUUCCCCUUUUCACCCUUGCGUUUUCUUGGAAUAUGUAAACGUGGAUCGUACUCAUUUCUUUAGCUGUUUACCCUGCGAGCUUUGGCUACAUUUUUGCGGUGUGAAUUGGCGCGCUAAAAGUUAGCCUGCGCGGGGCCCGUUCUCUCUUGCGCCUACUUUACGUUCAUGCAUCUGUUUCGUAGGCUAAUGUCUGGCUUGUGUUCAAAUCCAUCAACCGCAUGAAACCAAUUAACCUAUUAUCAGAAUAAAAACUCGUGCAACUGAAAUUCUCUAGUUCUCGAAAUGCCAACGGGAUCACUUACUCCUGCCUUUGGCCAAAAUAUCUUAAUGUAAAGGUAGUUUUAGGUAUCGUGGCGCAAAAAGACACUUGAAACACCUCUGGCGGUCCAUCCGAGAAUGCUCAUGAAGUUUUCCAUUUCUUCAAACAGGAUUUGACUGAUAAUAGCAUUGUUAAAACACUUGAGAGUAUACAAGUUCCAGUGUUCAAACCAAGCUCAAAGGUAGGUAAUCUUACUUCUAUACACUCGUAGAUUGUACCUAGAAAGACAGGGUAUUGGUUGUGUGAGGGUCAAUCAGUGGCAAAAGUAGUUGACAUUUUUGUCUAAAACGCGCGCUUUUAUCAACAGUUUCAUUUAUGCAUCAUACAAGUCUGUUUAAACGCUGUAGUCACUCAGUUCCGAAUCAAUGUUGUUUGAAGUUGAACAAAGACGUGAUGGUUUAAAAUGCAACAUUGGUUUGGGGGGAGGGGUGGUGGUACACUGACACGGGGGAGGGGAUAGAUAUGUCUACUAUGCAAAAAGGGGUCGUUUUAUGGAAGUGCCUCAACACUUGUCCCUUAUUUCGGUUACAAGGAAACUCUUACUGGUUAGUAUAUUGCGGGUGCGAUCGUUUUCGAACCGCACCCUUUUUCAUUUGUCAAAUACUGUUUAAAAAGCGAGUAGGAGUGUAUUAUCAGGUUCAAAUACUCGAGGCGAACGGCUUCAAAAUCUCUGAUAUAGAUCAACUCAUUCUUGCACUAAUAUUUAUAUUCGGCGUUACUUUGGUCUUAAAAAAUUGGACGUAAAGUUUAGCCGUGUCUCUAUCAGAUAUAAAGACACUCCGUAAACAGAUCAGAAUUUUUUUUGUUUUUUCGUUUUGAAGUUUUAGCGGCUCGUUUAUUUGACUUCAAAUACACACUACACUAAUCAACAUGUACUUGUCACAAUUUUGUGUCCUCCACGAUCUGUUCGAAAGCCAGCUGUCUAUAAAAUCCUUCGGUUCGCAAUGUUAGCGGUUGUGUCAUAACUACAUUUCUAUUUUAUGUCUUCCUUCGUUAAUCUCGGGUCUCACUGGCUGUCUUCAGAAACAACUCCAGCAGAGCGCUUGACGAAACUUAGGAAGUCGUAGCACGUACACCACUGGAUUGAUAAAAAAGUGAGAAGAGCUGAUGACUACAAAAAUGUAAUAUGUAUUGAGAGACAUGGAAAUCUCUUUAACCGAGUAUAAGUAGUUCACGAUGAUUAAAGGUAACCACGUGAUGAAAGGAAAAAUCGACACAAACAACAAGGUGUUUGUUAAGCGUUGGUUUUGAAUGGCUCUGUUUGGCAAAUGUGAAGAUGGAUUACUGCGCCCUUGAACCUUCCUCCAAAUGGCGAUGUUGCAGCCGGAAAGGAUAAACAAUAGCGUGAAGGUGUAUAAAGUCCAGAAAUAAAUGGCAAGUUUGUGAGAAGUCAUGUCAUAUGAAAGAUUUACAAGCAGGGAAAUAACGGCAGCCACUGUCCAAACUAUAAAAAUAGCGAUACGAUAAACUCGUAUGGACAAUGUUCUGUGUUUCAGUGGCCAGUAAACAGCGUACAGCCUCUCAAAUGAUAUCGAGGCUACAGAUAUUAGCGAGGCCUGAGAGAAAAUGACGUCGACAAUUGCGAAGGAAAUGUGCCAAGUUAUCUCUACCUUAGCAUCCCAUAACCCAAACUGAUUUCCUACGUAAAAGUAAAUGUAACUUGGUAGUGACAGAGCUCCUAUCAUUAGGUCUGCACACGCCAUACUGAAGACAAAAAACAAGCAUCUUUUACGAAGCUUCUUGGUCACCGCGAAAAGGAAAAGUGAGAGCACGUUCGAUGCUACUAUUAAAGCAGCCUCAGUUGCCAACACGCUGCAAAAUGCCACUCCUUCGACCUUCGAAGGAAACAAUUUGUCUGAAGACGCCGAAGAUGAGUUGUCUGGGCGAAUGAUAGCUGAAGUGUUGUUCAUUUCUUGGUUUAACGUUAACACCCAUAAACUUUUUAUAAGGAGAACUGUAAAGAAUAAAUUACGUAUAAACCACAAGCGCUAACUGACACCACACUCACAACUAAUAAGAAAACCAUCUGCGUCUAUUUUUCAAUACAGAGUAUUUCCCUAAAAUGAUUAAUUUAGGUCGGCGUCGCUAAUCAUCUCUCAGUAUCCCGCUAUUCGUGUUUUAACGUUGCUGCAAAAAUUACCAUAUAAAGUAUUUUGAUGGUCUCACAAUUGUCACAUUUUUGCUUGGGUCUUUUGGAAGAUUCAUUUUUUCUAUUAUUUCUUGUGUUUAAAGUCCAGUCUUUUGGCUUACUUACGAAUCGUUUUUGGCUACUGACCGUUUUCAAAGUCUAUCCGUUCUUUGAGCCUUCGAAAACUAUUUGAUCCAUGUGAAAUUCUUCGUCCAGAUUUGUUUGUCGUUAAUCGCCAUUUUAGAUCAUGCACAGACGUCAUACCGUCCAUCGGGAAAUUAACGGGAAGCUCAAAAGCCCGAAUAGAGUCGCAUUAUUGCUGUUUUAUUAAUACAGAGAUUAAGAGUCACAUUUAUCUCAAACGGCAAACGUGAAUUUGUACCACGUGACUAAGUUUCCCCCUUAAUUGUCGUUUACUGUUUAUUACUUCUACACAAAAAUAAGUAGUUUCACGCCAGUUUUAUCCAUAUUAAUUGUAAAACAGUUUUUAUCUGCUCAUUUUCUAUUCUAAGAAAUUCUCAACUUCAAACUGACGUUGCCUUUUGUCGUUGAACGUGACUCUUAGGCGUUUUCCUUUCAACACAAAAUUCCGGAAAGUUCGGUUGGUACAUCAGAUGGAACAGUUUGGUCCGACCGGAAUAUCCGGGACCAGCUUUGAAGGUGGUCUACUUUGACCGGUCUGGUCAUCUCGGUCGGUGGGACCGAAAUGUCCCUUUCCAUUUGACAAAAUUUUUGUCCCCAGUACUCCUCUUUUGUAUCAUACAAACGUGAACGUGGAUGAUGAUGAUGAUGAUGAUGAUGAGGAGGAGGAGGAGGAGGAGGAGGAGGAGGAGGAGGAGGAGGACGUAGUUCUUGGAAAAGUGUAGACCAUGUAGCUUUUGCAGCACAGUUUCCUAGGCGACCGAAUGCUUUGGAAUAGUCAGCUAACACAGCCAUAUUAACUUCUCCUUGUUGCAUAGCCGGAAGGAUGUCAUCCCUCGUAGCUAGUGGCACUGUGCUGGUAUUGUGUCCUUUCCUGUAAGCGCUUAGGGUUUCUUUAAGAACUUCCCCCGAAGAAUGUGAUAGAACAUCAGCCUUCUGACUUCUUCUGGCGAUCUGCUGCCAUGUUGACAAAUUUAAACGGGAGAUUGUCCGGCCCGCAAUAGCAAUCUGAUCGCAAUUUCUUUGUCUCCUGUAAACCACUGAACAGGAGAUCGGCCGUAGAUGGAAGGAAGUAUCACCGUCCUCGGGAAAAGAGUUAAUCAACUAAAGAAGAGCUUCAGCUGAUUUUAAAGUGGCGCCAAUGGAUCGCUCCGGGAUAGACGCAAAGUAGGUAUUCAACUCGGUAGGGUCGAAAGUUCGCGGAUGCGGCCUGGGGUGUAGAAUUCUAUGGAUGACUUGCCACACCUGUUUUGGUGUCGUAGGCGAAAGUGCUUUGUGUUAAAAGUUGCUCUUGGUUGGAUUCCCCAUUCUGUAGCCAAAAAUUCAGUGCGGAAUCUGGAUUUCCUUGUAUGGGGCGAUUCUUUGAGCUCUUAAUGGUUCAUUGAAAUUUUAAAUUCUGCUAGUACGUUGUAACUGGUCAAGGUAAUAAGUUAAUAAGUAAUAAGUAAUAAGUUUAAAUUGUAAGUUUUGCGAGCGUUGCGCAAUUCAAAUGUAAUAAUUUAAGGUUCAUUCCCGGAGUAUGGUUGCUGCACUUGCCGACGAGAUGCCAGCUGAUAACACUCGUGUUCUUAUCAACAUGUACUUGCCACAAUUUCGUGUCUUCUACGAUCUGUUCGAAAGCCAGCUGUCGAUUAAAGCCUUCGGUUCGCAAUGUUAACGGUUGUGUCGUAAUGCCAUCUCUAUUAUGUCUUCCGUCGUUAACUUCCCUUAAUGGCUGUCGUCUAAAACAGCACCAGCCGAACGCGUGGCGAAACUCAGGAAUUCGUAGCACGUACACCACUGGGUUGAUAAAAUAGUGAGAAGAAUUGAUAAUAACAAAAAUGUAAUAUGUAUUGAGAGACAUGGAAACAACUUCAAGCGAGUAGAAGUAGUUGACGAUGAUCAAAGGCAACCACGUCAGCAAAGGAAAAAUCGACACAAACAACAAGGUGUUUGUUAAACGUUGGUUUUGAAUGGCUCUGUUUUGCAAAUGUGAAGCUGGAUUACUGCGCCGUUGAACCUUCCUCCAAAUGGCGAUGUUGCAGCCGCAGAGGAUUAACAGUAGCGUGAAGGCAUAUGAAAUCCAAAAAUGAAUGGAAACCUUGUGAGAAAUUAUGAAAUAUGAAAGGUUGACGAGCGCGGAAAUAAGGGCAGCCAGCGACCAAACUAUAAAAAUAGCCAGGCGAUAAAGUCGCACCGACAAUGUUCGGUGUUUCAGUGGCCAGUAAACAGCGUACAGCCUCUCAAAUGAUAUCGAGGCUGCAGAUAUUAGCGAGGCCUGAGAGAAAAUGACUUCAACGGCAACGAAGAAUAUGUCCAAAGAUAGUUCUACGUUUGCUUCCCACAACAUAAACUGAUCUCCCACGUAAAGGUAAAUGUAACCCGGUAGCGACAGAGUUCCUAUCAUCAAGUCAGCACACGCCAUACUGCAGACUAGAAACAAGCUCCUCUUACGAAGCUUCUUCGUCACCGCGAAUAGGAAAAGUGUGAGUAAGUUUGAUGCGACUAUUAAAGCAGCCUCUGUCGCCAAAACGCUGCAAAAUGCCACUCCUUCGACCUUUGAAGGGAACAACUCGACUGGAGAUGUUGGAGAUGAGUUGUUUGGGCGAAUGGUCGCUGAGGUGUUGUUCAUUUCUUGGUUUAACGUUAACACCAUUAAGGAGAACUGUAAGGAAUAAACCACAAGUGCUGAUAGACACCACACGCAGAACUAAUAAGAAAACUCCAUCUGCGUCGCGUUUUCAAUUUGUUUUUCUCGAAAUGACAGUUAUUGUAAUUAGGUUUUCUCCUAUGGACUUUCGUUAUGUUCAUGAACAAUAAAUAGUGUUUAAAGUUGACAGAAUUAUUCUUAGAGUGCGUAGUUUACCAUAAAAAAAGAAAAGAAAAAAGAAAAAGAAAACAGGUCUUACGGGGAUAGCCCCUUCAUUAGUGUGUUAACACGAGUCCGUUACCAAAUGGAUGGGAUCCGAUACUUGUUUGGGAGCGAACCAUUUUCGUCCACAUUGGACCGUUCCAUUAGGAGGGUCUGUUCACACAGGAUCGGUUUGACUUUUUAGUACGCGAAUGGAUCAAAAUGAGUAAAGCGCCAGUUUCUACUGGCGCAGAAUACACGUUUCCAGAUUUCACCUUGGCCGCUGAUGAUAACAAAUUUAUCAAAUCAGAUAAGUCGUACAGCUGGACGCACAAUCCAUUAUCUCCUCUCCUGAAAAUUAUAGCAGAUUACAAAGCCGAUAAGACUCCAAACGAAAAAGAUCGGGAAAGAGUGAAGGAGUUGAAAUAUGGAGAUAUUAUUGUACAGUUUCAGUUUUCGUCAAAAUAUGGCACUGAGCACGAAAAAUUUAGUACUUAGGAAUUCUAAAUUUCGCUGGCCUGGUAGUAGCGCGAAAUAAACCAGUCAAGGUGUUUACUCGGUGCCAGACCCAUUUGGAGUCGGAACGGUUCCAAAAUAGAACCCGCUUUUUUGCAGGUCCAAAAAUCGGAUCCUAUUGGGAACGGAUAAACAAAAGGCGUAUUAGUCUCGGUUCUUUUUGGAUCGGAUCCAUUUGGAAUCAGCUCUGUCUUAAUAUAGCUUUCAAGGGCCUGUUCGAUUGACCGUAUUCCGCAAUAAGAAUAAAUUGAAUAAACUCUACAAUUAAUUUGUUUUGGCUUUCAUUGUUUUGCAAUAUUUAUAAAAAAAUUCUGAUCUAUGUUAAGCUUAAAUGGUUGAAAAUCACGGUAGAAGAGAAUUGUAACAAAACUCGGGCGCAUUUUCUUAUUCUGGAAUAAGAUUAAUCGAACGCACCCUAAGUAGAGCCCCCCCCCCCCCAAAAAAAAAAAAAAAAAAAAAACUUCCACCCCGUUUCUCUUUCUUUUUUUUUUUUUUAUAAAAAAAUUCUCCCCUUCUUUUUUUUUUUUUUUUUUUUUUUUUUUUUUUUUUUUUUUUCUUAAUAUUUUUUUUUUUAUAUUAUAUUAAUAUAAUUUUAUUAUAUUUCUUUCUUUUUUUUUCUUUUAUUAUUAAUUANCAUAAAUUACAAUUUAAAAUAUCAUUCUUGACACUCAUAACGUCACAUUUUCUUCCAGGGUCAUUUUGUCAACAGUACUUUUUUCUACUAACCCUAAUGGGUCAGGUCCGGUCUUACGGAUUUUGUUUUGGUCUAACUGAGAGCCUAGCCUGAUUCUCAGACGUCCGAGGUCGCUUCGAAAGGGACCGCGAACGACCUCGGACGUCUGAGAAUCAGGCUAACUGAGAGCCCUAAAAAGAAAAUGUUCACUCCAUAAAGGCCACUAAUAUGGUAUUUUAAAAUGUACGAAUGAAAAGAUGGGAAUGUUCAUUCACGCAAGUGCUGCACGAAAAUCAACAGAAUGAAUGAGCGGAUUCUUCCUAACAAACCAGUCAAUUUUGUUGUGUUAAUUGAUAAUUUCAUCAGAUAUUCUGCAAAAAUGUAGUAAACACGCGAUCUUGACUGUAAACUCAGCAAACGGAGUGCACCUUUGCGUGCUCGGUAAUUACCGGGACUUCCGGGGGUGGGUGUACUCAACAAAGUUUCAUUCGGGAAGGCUCUGCCCCAAGGUCCAACCCCUUACCUUUUCAUAUACCGUCUUUGAUAGAAAAUGUACCCUUUUCGUUUACCAUCUAUUGGUGACCCUUUUACAUAACUAGUUAAGAACUUUACAUUACCCUCUAAUACUGUAAAUGACUGUAUUAUGAAUAUGAAUAAAUCACAAAACCAAAAGGUUUUCUCGACCACUUUACAGCCAUCAAAAGCAUCUUUUAGCUCUUUUGGGCCUUUUUACAGACCGAAGUGACUGAUUUCUCUACCCUUUCAAAUACCUGAAACCUGAAAAUGAUACUCCCUUCGGGCGGAGCCUCCCCGACUAUCCAUUAUAGGGAAUACCACCCCCGCCCCCACCCCCUCGGCUGGGACUUUUGAGAAACAGGCAUCCUGUAUAUUUGACUGGAUUAUUUUCGUUUCCUGUGAUGGGGUUUAAGACGCUUAAAUAAAUAAAUUCUAAUGUUGCUUUACUUUUCAGGAAAUUGAAACCGAUGAAACAGCCCAAAAAUCCGCUCAAGCACCUUCUUUUGACGUAAAUAAUUUAAUAGCAGUUCUCAAAGCUUUAAUAGCAAGCGGAAUCAAAUCUAGCACAGGUAGGGAAUAACACAGUUUUUUUUAUGAUAUUUACUUAUCGUUUCUUAUAUCCUACUGCCACAUUUCAGCUUUGUUGUAACUUCAAACAUAAAUAGUAGCAAGUUUUAUCGAUUGUAAUUUUUUUUUAAAAAUAAUGUAUAAUUUUAACAUAAUCUCAAGUGGAUAUUAAACUGGCGAAAGGGAUCACUCGGCGUCCCUCUACGAGAACAACAUUUUUUACUAUUUGUGUUGUGCAACAAGUAUUCCCUUUUUUUUUUUUUUUUUUUUUUUUUUAUUUUUUUUUUUUUUUUUUUUUUUUUUUUUUUUUUUUUUCAAUUUAUUUUAAUUCAUUUGCUAUUCCAAAGUACAACAAUUACAACAAUUACAAUUAUUAUCACAAAGCAUACAUGCACAAACUUACUACACACCUAAGCACACGUGCAAUUCCACAAUUACACACAAGGUAAUGCCUACUGUUAUUAACAAGUGCUAUUCAAAAAAGAAGAAACUAAUCAUUUUUUCAAAAGAAGAAAAACUACCUAGAUUACAAAGUCCAUUUGUCCAUUAAUUUUUGUAAAUUCUUAUUCUUAGUGAAAAUAUAUUUUUCUAUUUCAUAUUUACCGUUUAUUCUAACUAUAAAACUGUUUAUGGUUGGGAGUAGUUCAUUCCUUCUGCAACUCCAUAAAUAUAUUUUCCCUAUAAGUAUCAGAUAAUUAAGCAAGGGGCAUUCAGAAGAUAAAAAGCCGAUCCAAAUUUCCUUUAAUGUUAGGUGAACUAGUUGUUUUCGCAACCCAAAAUAAUAUGAUUCAACACAUUUCCAAAAUGAAUUCAAAUAAGGGCAAUCCCAAAAGAAAUGUCUAAUAGUUUCUGAUUCCCUUUUGCAAAAAGAGCACAAGUUGUCUGUCCUGUACCCAAUCUUGAACAACUUUGAGUUGGUAAAAAGUAUAGAAUUAAGUAUUUUAAAUUGAAAGGCUUUGACAUAAGGUUCAAACGCGAUAGAAUGGGGCAAGAGAAAUGCCUUUCUGAGAUCGUCAUUAGAUAGAUUAAAAUCCAACUUCAGUUUUUGUGCAUAAUUUGGGAGACAAGCCUUCUUUUUGAUCAAAAAAGGAUAAUAAUCUUUUGAUUUCUUUUUUGCUAUGUCGAAAACGCCGCCAUUGAUUUUAAAGGAAGGUAUUGCAUUAAAGGUACUCGAAUCCGAGCGAUUAAGAACUCUUAAGUUAGUUGGUAUUGAAUGUCUCAUACUAGUCCAUUCAAGGAAGUUUGUCUUUUUAACAUUUUUUGCAAUCUGUUCGUAGGAUUCCUAUUGCUGAGAUCAAAAUGUAGGUUUCCUAUUUCCCAGAUACCAAUGUCGUAAUAUUUCUUGUAGAAAAAGGGCUUGUCGUCUAUUCUAAAGUCUCGAUUAUUCCAAAUUACAUAAUGCCAAUCGUUAUUAAGAGCAUUAUCUUCUCGGAGUUCCGACCUUUGUUCUUCCGAUAGUUUUGGAAUAUUUAAACUAUUUAGAAAUGCCUCUAUGGAAUCCGUAGCCUCUACAGAGUCCUUAGUUUUGUAUAGGUUUUGAUAAAAUCGUUUUUGUUCGGCGAGUAUCCGAUACGGGUCUGUAGUUAUUGAACCACUUAUUAACAAUUUUCGGAUAUGUUUUUUGACAUGGUUUCUCUUUUCUAGAUUUAAAAAGUAUUUAGUACUCCUUUCACCAUACUCAUGCCAACGUGCUCUUGCCCGUAUGACGAUUCCUUUUACUUUUUCCUCAUAGAAAAGUUCUAAUUUUUCUUUGAUUUCAUCUAAUCACAAUCUAUUUGAGGCACUAGGGUCAUUUUCAAACAGCCUGUUAGCAUCUUUAAGUUCUUGUUGAAUCCGCUGCUCUUUCUCAUAUUUAAGUUUGGCUUUUUCUUUGGAGUAGCUAAUGGCGUGCAAUCUAAUAUUGUAUGUGUGCAACAAGUAUUGCUACUCUAUCGCCUCCCUUUCCUCUAAAUUGAAAGGACUUCUUACCCUUUUUUAUUUUUCUAUUUUUCUUACUUUUUUUUCUCUUUACGUUUCGGAUAUAACAAUGCCUAACGUGUUUCAUAUCCUCCUUAGAUGUGUUACCGAUGUUUCCGCAAGAAUUUGAGAAAGACGAUGAUUCGAAUGGCCACAUCGACUUCAUCACCUCUGCUUCAGUAAGAUUACAGUAAUAUAACACCCCUAUCAGACAUGUUCUAACCCUUCCCGCCCCCACCCCUUGGAAUACAUUUUUUCAGUAUGUAGCUCAGCGGUACCACUUUACUUAGGCCCCGUCCACACUUAUCCGGAUAUUUUUUCCGUUUUAGCCUUCCGUCCACACGGUUUCGGCGGUGGUGGGCAACGAAAACGCAGGUUUUUGAAAACGGUUGCCAGAGUGGAGGUUUUUGAAAAUGCCGGCUUAUAAGGAAGUGUUGGAAUACGAUGAUGCCAUACAUAAUUUAGACUUUCUCAAAGUCCUUCGCUUUCGUUUCCGGUUCCGGUAGUAGACUCCAGCGCGAAGGACGAGCUCCCGCUCUCUCGCUCGCCUUGCCACCUUAAACAAUAAUUACUAGCUCGAGCUUUGCGCUCGUGAAAAAUUUUGAGCUCGACUUAUAGGCAAGUCUAUACAUAAUACAGCCCAUUGAAGAUUCUCUGUAAGGGAUGCUAUCGUUUUUCCACUGUUUUAGCGUUUUCUUGUGGACGGGCGAUACGAUUCGAAUCGCGUGGACACGUUUUUUACCAUCGAAAUUGGAUGAAAACAUUGUCCUUUUCAGAAGCAUCUGGAUCCAUGUGGACGAGUCCUUAACGAAUGAAAUGGUUCUACCUCGCCUACCUCUUUUGUUUUUGUUUUAUCUCUAUGGUUCGCUGGUCUUAAAACUAAAUGAUGUGAGCGAGAAGCAGGGGCGUACUUAUAAAGCAAGUUGCCUUUUCUCAAGACGAUAAGACUAAACUUAUUUUAGCCCUCGAGUUUUAGCAAGUAGAAUGAAAAUCUGAUUCUUUUCUACCCUUUUCGAGAACUUCAUGUUUUACCACUUAGUGAACAUUAAAGAAAUUAUCCCGAUACAUUGUGUAGUACCCUUCUUAAUCAAGAUACCUUCUCGAUUGUUCACUACAGAAUCUCCGUGCUACUAUGUACAGUAUAGAGAACGCAGACAGGUUAAAAACCAAGAAAAUCGCUGGCAAAAUAGUUCCUGCUAUCGCUACAACAACUGCAGCUGUAGCUGGUUUGGUGAGAUUCUCUUGUGGAGAUUAUUUUAACUCUUUCAAUUUGUCUACUGUAGACUAAUUUUGUUAAAUUUGAUUGCUAAGCCAAUGCUGUCGGUUUACAAUGGAACCUCCAUAUAACGAAGGGCCAAGGGACUGGCAAAAUGUGUUCGACAUAACGAAGUUCGUUAUAUCGAGGUUCUUUGUCAUACAUUUUACUAUCGCUGGGGUAAUGAAAAUCGUUCGUUAUAUCGAGGUUCCAAAGUACUUUCUUCUUCCCAAACGGGUUCGAGGUGUUUGCACCUUAUCCCUAAACGGCUGGAUUUCUUUUGCUGUUAAGAGCGUUUUUACGUAAUUUGCUGUGUGCGCGGUAUUUGAAAGCUUUUGCUGAAACGCGAAAAUUCAAAGUGGGAAGUAGCCUGUUCCAGGCUCUCAGAUAGUGGGGAAGACGCAAAAGAAAAAGGCACGCGAAAAGUUGGCGGGGCGGGAAAAAGGAAAAAGGGGCGGGAAAAAGGAAACGGAAGUUUCCUCCCGUUUUAUUUUCGUGUUUGCGCUUUCUCAAUUCAGCGGAACCGACUAUCUCGGAGCCUGGAACAGGCUAAGUGGGAAGCCAAUUGAAAACAUUUUCGGUACUACCUUUCAGGCUAUAGAGCGUUUGGAGCAUUAUACGUUUCUGGGAAACUGCCCCCUACCCCUCUCCUAAGCCAACAUUUUGCCCCAAGUGAGAAGUAAGUGUUAAUGUUGGCUUAAGGGAGGGGUAGGUGGGUAGUUUCCCAGAAACGUAUAAUUAUCCGAACGUUGUUACAUGACGUCACGUCCGCCUUAUUUGCGUUCUAAAACAAUAAAACGGCAGUCAUAUUGGUGUUCCAAACCAGUCCUAUUGGAGUUGAACCUCUUUGUUGUGGAAAAACUUUCUUUUGUUCCAUUAAAUUUGCAUAAAUGCUGGCCAAUUGAGCAAAUCUUAAUACUCUACCCUUGUACAAUACUUUCGGUAUUAAUUUUUGUCCCUGUCAUAGGUCACCAUUGAACUCAUCAAAGUAGUGAUGAAGAGUCCAGCUGAGGACUACAAGAAUUGUUUCAUGAAUUUGGCGCUUCCUUACGUCAUCUUCUCACAACCAGGCCCCCCUGAGGUAACAGUCAUAAGGUAAGCAGAUCACUUGUCAUUCGAGGGAACUCAGUGUCAAUUGAGAAGUGGUGGUUUAAAGUGAGAGUUAAAAUCGAGACAUUUUUUGAAGAUUUGUUUUAGCAUUUUGCAAUAAACAACUACUGAACUUCGUUUGAGUAACAGUCCAAAAUCAUGAUUAGCUAAAUGUGCAAUCCUUUUACUUCUAAACGCGCAUUAAACGAGUACGGACCUUAAUGGCACUUCAUUUGCACAUUCCACUUAAAAAAUGACCGAUGUUCAUGAGAAAAAGAUUUUGGUGAUGUUGAGAUAACAUUUACGUAGUUGAGAGAAAAACAUUCAGGCGAUUCAUGCCUCGUUUGGCUUCUCGAGUUUUUUCUUUUGGUUCGUCCCUCUAUUAGUCUAUCAGCCCGGAUGUCCUGUGGGUGAUAAAAGUUUACUUAUUGUGUUGUAAAGAAAAAAAAAACAAUAACAAGUGAAAUUUAGCUCUCUCUUUUGUUUUCCCUGAAGGAAGGGACUCUCUUUCUCAAACUGGGAUAAAUGGGUGGUACAAGGAACUCCAGAUUUUAAACUGAAGGACUUAAUGAGCUUCUUCAAGGUAGGUGUUUAGUAUUGUAAGCAAAGAUCCGAUGUAGUGUGAACAUUAGUCUGCUACACAGCCGUUUUUAGUGUCGUCACGCAACUCUCCUUUGUGGGGAGGAGCAUUGCGUGACGACACUAAAAACGGCUGUGUAGCAGACUAUGUGAACAUAGCCUAAGGUACAGUGAACACAGUGUGAGGCUGUGUUUACACUAUACCAGGCAACUUUUACGCCGGCACGAAAACCGUACUGGAUAGGACUUCUGUUCGCACAUAACAACGGUGAUUUCGGCGCGAUUUCUGUCAAAGAACAAAGCUGCACAUGGCACUAUGAUACACUAGGGAAACUUCGUUUUUAGUCGUAAAUAUCGUUUUCUUUGAUUGUCGUCAAUUAUGAAUAGAUUUGAGAACAAACGUUGAAUCGUUUCGGCGGUUCGUAUUAAGCGUGCCAGGAGAGGUCAUGUGUUGUGAUCUUUCUUUUAUUUUUCCCUGCUGCACAGGAAAAGUAUGGAUUGCAGGUGUCUAUUGUAGUACAUGGUGUGAAGAUCGUGUAUGUGCCUUUACUACCGGGGCAUUCUAAAAAACUGGACCAAAAGUAAGUGUUACCUGAUUCUUCACUUGUUAACCAGUAAAACUAUUGGGACCUUCAUAGCUCGGUCAAACCUGGACCCCACUGUAACUCGCAACUUCAUGGAGCGAGACUCGCCUUUCUCUAGCCCAACCUUUCACAGACUUCGCGCGGACAACUGAGUAGCUUGUUCCAGACGUUCUGUUGGUGGAGUGCGAGAGAGUAAGAGAGCGGGAAAAAGUAAGGAGGAAGAGAGGUAAAGAGGAGAAAACGCCUGUGAGAUUAGUUUUCAAAAGGUAAUUCCGCCCACUUUGUCGGCUAGUAAUCCGACCUUAGUUUCCGGUGUUAACAGUUGUCGAUCAAGCAACGGUUGACAGACCACACUGUUUACUGAAUUAUGUAAAAUGUACUACCUCGCUCUCACCCCCUAGUCCACCCCCUCGCCGUUUUUUCCUGCUCACAUCUCUUUGGCGCCGUCCCCACGAUCUGAACGCCUGGAACAGGCUAACAAUUGAGCAAGAGAAUUGCCUAGGGAGUAGGUUGCCGUUGUGGGAUUGGAUUGUCACCUGGCUGUGUAGGGGUGGUUUUCAUGUCUUAAUGACCCACAGAGUAGCCUGUGUUGCAGACUUAUCCAACCUCGGUUAGUAACGUUUGCGAAGCAGUGCUAAGAAUCUUGUUCUGCGCCCUAACGCACUCCACGAAUUACCAGAAGUGCGUUUUGAAUUUCCCUUUAUCCUAUUGGCCAGUCGAACAAUGGCUUUUUUCAAAUAGGCCAACCAUAGUAUGUUCUCAAUUCCUGGUACACAGCAGGGGGUCCAGGAUAAGGAUUUCGGCGCUGGAUCGCAGGUGGACUUAUCCAGAGUUUUAGUUUCGUGUGUGGCGCAGACUACCAAGUGCUCCACGUUGGCUGAAGUAGGGCCAGCCGUGCCGGUCUGCUAGACGAAGAAAAGGGUAGAGGCUGAAAAGAGUAAUUCCCGUAUACUCCAAGUUGGAGUUAGGAGUUUCAGUCGCGGCAACAUUUCCGCACGAUCUUAAGCGAGAAAAAUAUAAUUUCUUCGUUGGUUGCUUAGCGUAAUAGCUUCUAUCUCGAUUUUGUAAAAGGCAAGCAAUAGUGCUUUUCUGCGAUCGAAGCACAUUGAUUAUAUUUAAUGUACUUUGCAAUUACCUAUUCACAGGAUGAGCAAAUUAAUAAAGACCUCUGGCAAAGCCUAUGUCGACCUCACCGUGUCCUUUGAGGGUGACGGCAACGACGAAGACGAUCUGCCAGGACCUCCCGUGCGGUACUAUUUUGGGUCCUAAAUGAACAAGCCGCUUAAAGAAAUCGCCUCUGAACACUCAACAAUGCGGUGCCUCAUGGAAGGCUGUAACUGAUACUGGCCGCAAACAAGAACACUUCUUGUUCUUUCUGGGUGUAAAUUAUCGCUAGAAACGCUUACGUUCGAAAGAACGACUACGAGUACGAUUACGAUAUUUCAAAAUAGGCACCGUGAAAAGCUAUAUUUUAUUUUAUUUUAUUUUUCACCAGAGAAAUUAAGGAGAGUUAUUUGUUGUGAAGGCCGAUGAGCCCUCUCCUGAUCCGGUAACCGAAUUUCUAACAUUCGAUGACUUGUUACAGCAACUUCGAAAUUCUCGCUAAAAUCCCUAGUAGAAUGACGACGGCUGUCGCGUUUUCCGCCCGAAAUAAUGCUGGUUCACUACUUACUGUCGAACCUCCCGUAAGCGACCACCAAAAAUGCGACGAUGUGGUGGUCGCCUAUGGGAGGUGGUCGCUUACCAGAGUCGAACCGCAGAAGGUCUUUACGGAGUAGAGGUCCCGACACUUCUACUCUUUGGAAAAGAAUUUACUGUACGCAAUUUCAAAGUUACGGUAUGUGUAGUUCUAUCUCGUCACCCAAGUUUCUAUGAGUAGCGUGUUACAAGAGGUUGAAAACGGUGGAAAAUUAAACCUUCACCAUAAAAAGUGGUCGCGGUCGCAGUCGCUCGUGAGAGGUGGUCCUUUACGAGAAGUUCUAUGUAUAUGGCUUUGACUUCAAAAACUUCACCCUUUUGGAUAGACGAUCGCUUAUGAGAGGUGGUCGCGCAUGGAGGUUUGACUGUAGUAUUAAGAAAAUUUCGGCCUCGUAGUCGUGUUCGACUUGACAUUUAAAGGACUCUAUCAUGAGAUGAGUAUAAAUAA
Molecule: messenger RNA, 39927 nt
Organism: Porites evermanni
Lineage: Eukaryota; Metazoa; Cnidaria; Anthozoa; Scleractinia; Poritidae
Source: the annotation of a GenBank genome assembly